Molecule: messenger RNA, 1596 nt
Organism: Capsella rubella
Lineage: Eukaryota; Viridiplantae; Streptophyta; Magnoliopsida; Brassicales; Brassicaceae
Product: receptor-like cytosolic serine/threonine-protein kinase RBK2
Exons: 8
Coding region: 6-1532 (508 amino acids)
Biological process (GO): protein phosphorylation
Molecular function (GO): ATP binding; protein kinase activity
Source: RefSeq, a predicted model, not a curated record
CUCUCAUGGCGGUAGACCAAAGCAAAGAAGCUUCUCCCUUGUGUUGUGUUCUUCCACUGUACAACUCUAAAUAUUCAAGUUAUGUCACCGAAGAAGAUUUAAACGACUUGAACCAUACGACAAAACAUAAAAGAACCAACGCUUCGCUAAUGAAUUCUGCUUCAGCUCACGAUCUAAGAUGUCUAGAGGUAGAGAAAGAGAAGCAAGACCCAAAAUCACCGAGAGGAGCCUUGGAAGCAUGCUUAACCCAAUGCUCAAUCUCUUCCGCUUCAUCUUCCUCUGAGGAUCCUCCUCCAAACAGAGAAGCAAGCGACAACGCAGACGCAGACGCAGACGUACGGUGCAAGAAUCCCAGAGCAUCUUCAAAUUGGGGAAAAUUCUUCAAGCUAUGGAAACGCAGAUCCAUGAAACGCCUCUCUUCUUUUCCUCCUUUGAGCGGGGCCGCCCCAUCGAUCUCCAAACGCAACAAAAGCGCAGAGCCUCAUCUCGAUGGUUUGAUCCUUCACGACAUCUACGAUUUCCAAUCAUCUCUCCACAACUUCUCAAUCUCUGACAUCGAAAUCGCAACUGACAAUUUCAAUCCAGAAAACAUUAUUGGAAGAGGUGGUUAUGCAGAGGUAUACCAAGGUAUUUUACCGGAAGGGAAGCUAAUCGCUGUGAAACGUUUGACGAAAGGCACACCGGACGAGCAAACAGCUGAGUUUUUGUCAGAGCUUGGGAUAAUAGCUCAUGUUGAUCAUCCCAACACCGCCAAAUUCAUCGGUUGUUGCAUCGAGGGUGGAAUGCAUCUCGUUUUCCGGUUAUCUCCUCUUGGAAGCCUCGGCUCUCUCCUCCAUGGACCAUCCAAAGAUAAGCUGACUUGGAAGAGACGUUACAAGGUAGCAUUAGGAACAGCAGAUGGACUAAUGUAUCUUCAUGAGAGUUGUCAAAGACGAAUCAUUCAUCGAGACAUCAAAGCUGAUAAUAUUCUUCUCACCGAGGAUUUUCAACCGCAGAUUUGCGAUUUCGGGCUAGCCAAAUGGCUUCCCAAGCAAUUGACGCACCAUAACGUUUCCAAAUUCGAGGGAACAUUCGGGUACUUUGCACCAGAAUAUUUCAUGCAUGGAAUUGUCGAUGAGAAGACUGAUGUUUUUGCAUUUGGAGUUCUCCUCUUGGAGCUUAUAACCGGCCAUCCUGCUCUUGACGAGUCUCAGCAGAGCCUUGUCUUAUGGGCUAAGCCGUUGCUAGAGAAAAAAGCGAUAAGAGAACUGGUGGAUCCGUCGCUUGGAGAUGAGUAUAACCGAGAAGAGCUUAUCCGGCUAACUUCCACCGCUUCUUUAUGCAUCGAUCCAUCUUCUAUACUACGACCCAAGAUGAGUCAGGUUGUGGAAUUAUUACUAGGUGAAGAAGGUGGGGUUAUGACUCCAAGAGAAGCCAAGAAAAAGAUGAUGCAACGAACGUAUUCUGAGGAAUUAUUAGAUAGUGUAGAAUACAACUCGACUAAGUAUUUGGGAGAUCUUGAUCGCAUUCGACAGAUUGCUUUAGCUUCUUGAAAACGAACAAGAAUAUGAAUCCCUAAAAACUAUAUUGGUUUCUUUUUUCAUUGGAGAAUGUAAA